CCGUAGUAGCAAGGAAGCGUUCCGUCCUGCUUCCGGGGUGCUCCGGAAAGGCCUCUGCGGCUCGGCCCUUCGCUGCUCCUCCUGGUGCCGCCGCCGCCGCCGCUGCCCCCCCCUCCAGGACCGCGGCCGGGGGAGAGGACGGGCACUCCGGCCUUCCCAAGGGACCCUACGCCCCGAGGGUCCCUUCCCAGGAGGAGCGCUGCCCGGAGGACGAGGACGCGGCCGGCCAUGGGGCCCGUCUGACCGGCCGCGCAUGGUGGGCGACGGGAGCGGCGGGACGACGAGGAGCGUCGGAGCCCCCCCGGGCCCCAAGGGGGCCGGCCCGCAUGCCCGUGCCCGCUGCGGAGCCACGGAGGGGGGGGAGCGGGAGGAGCCCCGGCCUGCCCCGGCCCCUCCGGGGGAGGCCGACGGGGCGCGGUGGCGGUCCCCGCAGGAGCAGGCGGCCAUGGAGAGCCUGGCCGGCUAUGUCUACAAGGCCGCCAGCGAGGGCCGGGUGCUGACCCUGGCCGCUCUGCUGCUCAACCGCUCCGAGGGCGACGUCCGCUACCUGCUCGGCCAUGUCACGCACCAGGGCGGGCAGCGAUCCACGCCGCUCAUCAUAGCCGCGCGCAACGGGCACGCCAAGGUGGUGCGCCUGUUGCUGGAGCACUACCGGGUGCAGACACAGCAGACCGGCACCGUCCGCUUCGACGGCUACGUCAUCGAUGGAGCCACGGCAUUGUGGUGUGCAGCCGGGGCAGGCCACUUCGAAGUUGUCAAACUUCUGGUAAGCCAUGGAGCUAAUGUUAACCACACUACCGUAACCAAUUCCACCCCUCUGCGGGCUGCCUGCUUUGACGGCAGGCUGGACAUCGUCAAGUACCUUGUGGAGAACAAUGCCAACAUCAGCAUCGCUAACAAGUAUGACAACACUUGCCUUAUGAUUGCUGCUUACAAGGGCCAUGUCGACGUGGUACGCUUUCUUCUAGAGCAGCAUGCGGAUCCCAAUGCCAAAGCACACUGUGGCGCUACAGCAUUGCACUUUGCAGCUGAGGCGGGUCACUUGGAGAUUGUCCGAGAGCUGGUGAAGUGGAAAUCUGCCAUGAUGGUGAAUGGCCAUGGAAUGACGCCGCUCAAGGUAGCUGCAGAGAGCUGUAAAGCUGAUGUUGUGGAGCUGCUGUUGGCACAUGCGGACUGUGACCGCAAGAGCAGGAUUGAAGCUUUGGAACUCCUGGGUGCCUCUUUUGCAAACGACCGGGAAAAUUACGAUAUCAUGAAAACCUAUCAUUAUUUAUAUUUAGCCAUGCUCGAGCGAUACAGAGAUAGCGAGAACCUUCUAGAGAAGGACAUCCUGCCUCAGAUAGAAGCCUAUGGCAACCGGACAGAAUGCCGGACUCCUCAAGAGCUGGAAUCCAUUCGCCAGGACCGAGAUGCUUUGCACAUGGAGGGCCUCAUCGUCCGUGAGCGGAUCCUGGGUUCUGAUAAUAUUGAUGUAUCACAUCCAAUUAUUUACCGUGGUGCUGUUUAUGCCGAUAACAUGCAGUUUGAACAGUGCAUUAAGCUCUGGCUCCAUGCUUUGCAUUUACGACAGAGGGGCAGUAGGAAUACCCACAAGGACCUUCUCCGAUUCGCUCAAGUUUUCUCUCAGAUGAUACACUUGAAUGAGCCUGUGAAAGCCAAGGACAUUGAGAGCGUCUUGAGAUGUAGCGUCCUGGAGAUAGAGCAAGGGAUGGCCAGGGUCAAAAGUUCUCCAGAAGCUGAGCUUCACACAGCCAUGGACAACUAUGAAUGCAACAUCUUUACCUUCUUGUACUUGGUGUGCAUCUCAACCAAAACCCAGUGUAGGGAUGAGGAACAAUCACGAAUUAAUAAACAGAUUUAUAACUUAAUCCACCUGGAUCCCAGGACACGGGAUAGGUCUAGUUUGCUGCACCACGCUGUUAACUCUGGCACACCAGUCGAUGACUUCCACACCAACGAUGUCUGCAGCUUCCCUAAUGCCCUGGUCACCAAACUUCUUCUGGACUGUGGCGCUGAUGUCAAUUCUGUGGACAACGAAGGGAACACUCCAUUACAUGUCAUAGUGCAGUACAACAGGCCCAUUAGUGACUUUUUGACCUUGCAUUCGAUCAUCAUUAGCUUGGUUGAGGCUGGUGCUCACACAGAUAUGACAAACAAACAGAAAAAAACUCCUCUUGACAAAAGUACAACGGGGGUGUCUGAAAUCCUCUUGAAGACUCAGAUGAAACUGAGCCUGAAGUGCCUGGCUGCUCGAGCUGUGCGGGUUUAUCAUAUCCGUUAUCACAAUCAGAUUCCCAAGACUUUGGAAGAAUUUGUAGAAUUCCACUAGGCCACAUCGACAUGGUGAUAAUUUCACUUUCCCUCCAUGAAGGGUCAAAUAAAAUGUCAGGCAGAGAGUCUGAAUUUCCUUUCUUUUUCCGUUUUUUCAGGAGCGAAGACACCAGUCAGUCUUUGAUGUUUUGCUUUGAUUUCCAAAUAUAUCAUCCGGUGGCAGGAUAAAUGGGGUCUUUUUCCCUUAGAGGAGAACAAAAGAAACUCUAAAUUAGAAUAAGGGUAAAAUAUUUUGAUACAGCACUCCGAUGCACACGGGUUUUACCAUUGACAGCCAAGAAUGCUUUAAGCACUAUCUGCCAAGUGUUUUGCAUUUGAUAGAUCGAGCCAGUACGUACCUAUGCAGCAGUCUGGGGAGUCAUCCAUUGCGGGGGGGAGGUGGGGGUGAGAAUUAUUGCUGGGAUUUUAUUGACACAUAUAACACAAUCCAGGGAAAUGUAUUCUUCACCAGCCUGGUUUUUUAACGUUUUUCCAUUCCCACCGAUAUCAGUAACUUUUGUUUCUAAUUUCUGCUUGCAAUGAAAUGAAAAUAACUGAUUAUUUCCCAUCAGACAGAAAUUCAGACAAGAGAAUGGGAUUGUUAAUAGUAUAUUUUUCACUGAUUCUUAGAAAAAAAAAUAAUACAACUCUUCCAACUCAAUUCUUUAUGCAGAAGUAUUUUUUCAGUUGAGUGACAUGCAAAAAUGCUGUUGGUAUUUAUGUGUGUAUGGGUAAGCAUGGUGGUUUUGGAUAGACCCCCCUCAUCUAGAAUUUUAUCUGAAUUGCGUUUUCCUACUAUCUUCCAACUAGCUGGCAAGCACGGAUUUUUUCAAAAGAUGAGCUCAUAUUUUUUUAGAAAUAAUAUUUGAAAACUGUAUUAGGAAGGAUCAGCGAAGAAUAAAUGACGUUGUCCUGCUCUGAAAAUAAUGUUGUGUUUUCAGUCUAUUGAUCAUGGCUCCCUCUCCCCCAAAAAAUGCCUUCCUCCCAAAGCCAUCUAAUUAAUUUUUCGUAGUAACUCGAUUGUGUGAAAAACGUUUGACCUGGGAAAGCAUCUUUGGCAAAAAUGUCAGCAGCCUAGGGCUAGAUUUUUGACAGGUCUUUGGAAGCACUUGCCAUUAUUUUAAAUGUCACUUUGUCAAAAUGUGGAAGAACGGUCUGUCAUUUUUUUAAAAGUGUCAGUUCUAUUCGAAAAGACAUUCUGGGCACAGGUGUAUGUCUUUGUACUACAAAUAAAAUCUUGAAUGU
Crotalus tigris (Tiger rattlesnake) is the source of this 3555-nucleotide messenger RNA. It is a transcript of the gene FEM1B, whose product is annotated as fem-1 homolog B. The coding region runs from base 254 to 2329 and encodes 691 amino acids. NCBI's taxonomy places the organism in Eukaryota, Metazoa, Chordata, Lepidosauria, Squamata, Viperidae. The record is from RefSeq and is a predicted model, not a curated record. Gene Ontology annotation, molecular function: protein binding. The transcript has 2 exons.